Messenger RNA from Nicotiana attenuata, 1044 nucleotides. Its product is annotated as GPI-anchored protein LLG1-like. Lineage: Eukaryota; Viridiplantae; Streptophyta; Magnoliopsida; Solanales; Solanaceae. Bases 255 to 764 code for a protein of 169 amino acids. The transcript has 3 exons. The record is from RefSeq and is a predicted model, not a curated record.
AUCAAUAAAUCUAAACAAAUCAAUGGAUUGAAAUCAGAUCAAACAAAUUAAAUCUUCCUCAUAUCAAUUUUCUGCCUUUCUUUCUCCGAGUCUCUCUCUUUUCUCUUCAUUAGCUUCCGUUCCUUAAUCAAACAUUUCUCUCUCUAAACAAAAAACAAAAUUGUGAAAAUUUCAAAGAGAUUUGUCAUCGUAUUUACUGGAAAAAAUAAAGAUAUUAAUAGGAUUUAAUCUAUAGAAAAGAAGAAGAGAACCUGAUGGGGUUCAAAAAAUGCUUCUUCUUGUUUCUCUUCUUCCUUCUCGUUGGCUUGGCUUCCCCUUCCCCAUUCUACAUCAAAAAUGACGUGCUUGAAGCUCGUGUGCAAACGGGACGUGCCCUUCUUCAGCAACAAGGAAAUUGUCCUGUUGAUUUUGAGAAGGAGAAUUACACCAUUGUAACAAGCCAAUGCAAAGGACCUCACUACAAUGAAACUCUAUGUUGCAAUGCAUUCAAGCAAUUAGCCUGCAACCAUAUGGAUGAAAUAAAUGAUGUGCAAAAUGGUUGUGCAACAAUUAUGUUUAAUUACAUUAAUCUUUAUGGGAAAUAUCCACCUGGUCUUUUUGCCAAUAUGUGUAAGGAAGACAAAAAAGGUUUAAAUUGUGAUAAUAUCACUCCUCCUGAAGGAAAUAAACCUGAGGAGCAAAAGAGCAAUUCUACAAAAGGUAGUAAAUCCUCUAUGGCACUAAUGCUAAUUGCUAGCAUUUUAAUUAUACUGUUUAACAUUUGAAGGAUCUUUUUUUUUUCUUUUUUUGUUGGUCUAAGUAAUUCUUUCAUAUAUUUCAGUAUAUACUAUGCUGUUGAGAUGUAUAUUCAAUCCCUAUAAUUGGGAUCUGUAAUUCUUCAUUCACAUUCUGUGGAGUUUUAAUAUUUCCUUCUAUAUAUUGCUCAAUGGUGAUGUCGGGCUAGCUUACACAUAUAUAUCAGGGCGGGUUUAGGAGUAGGAGGGAUUAACCUCCUUUCCUAUAAAUUAUACUGUGUAUAUAAGGUUAAUUUCUUUUUAUCUGGUA